AUGUCAACAUCUACAGCCGUGAUAGACGAGCGUGAUGGUGUUGGUUGUAGCGGCUCGGAAGGAGGAGGACCAUCUACGACUACCCCUGAUAACACAGUUGACUUGGAAACGGGACAGACGCAGACACAGACUGAUGGUGUCACCAUCUGGGCGAUAUUCGUCGUUGAAAAGAACGAUACAGUAUGUGAUCGUCCGUUAAGAACGUUUUUAUUCGUCUAUUUCUUUGGUGUUGUUUAUGCCAUUUUGAAACCUAUCAUAACACGGGUAUUGCUGUGCUAUAAUCCAUCUAACGAUCCGGAAAGGCCCCUCAGGGUGAAAAUACACGACACGCUCUUCACUGCGUUUUGUUUCGUCUGGCCGAUCGUUGGAGCUGUAUGGCUGGGGUCCUCUAACACUUGCAGUGACACAGCCCCGACACUGUUCGCUGUGUCGACAGUGAUCGUGGUCGUACUAAUAGUAGCAUGGGUGAUGACUCUACUGGGCCCCCCUCUUCUACUUGGUAUACUCAUGUUGAUCAUUAGACGGGGGCAUAUCAGAGUGGCCAAAGUACGGCAACAGAAGGUCGAUAAGGUGAUAUCUGCAUUACGUAUUGUACCAGCCGGGGAAGCCUCGAAAGUUGCAGGGGAGUGCAGUGUAUGUUUAACUGAGUAG
Molecule: messenger RNA, 651 nt
Organism: Perkinsus marinus ATCC 50983
Lineage: Eukaryota; Perkinsozoa; Perkinsida; Perkinsidae
Exons: 6
Coding region: 1-651 (216 amino acids)
Source: RefSeq, a predicted model, not a curated record